GCCAAUUAGGAAAGGAUAGACCCGGAUGCUGUAGGGAGCAAGGCUUCGACCUCGCAUUAAAAAUCUAGGGUUUCUUUUACUUCUCCAGAGAAGAGAAUUUUGCAACAGAAAGAACUCCCCUCAGGAAUCGAAACCCUAGGGUUUUUCUGCGGCGGAAGCUAUGCCGAAGAAUAAGGGAAAGGGAGGGAAGAACAGGAAGAGGGGAAAGAACGAAGCCGACGAUGAGAAGCGAGAGCUUGUAUUCAAAGAAGAUGGCCAGGAGUACGCUCAGGUGCUUCGUAUGCUCGGCAACGGCCGAUGCGAGGCCAUGUGUAUCGACGGCACCAAGCGGCUCUGCCAUAUCCGUGGCAAGAUGCACAAGAAGGUCUGGAUCGCUGCCGGCGAUAUAAUCCUCGUCGGCCUCCGGGACUAUCAGGACGACAAGGCCGAUGUGAUCCUCAAGUACAUGCCCGAUGAGGCUAGGCUGUUGAAGGCUUAUGGAGAGUUGCCCGACAACACCAGACUCAACGAGGGUAUUGGUGGUGGAUUGGAUGAGGAGGAUGACGGCACCGGCAACGAUUAUAUCGAGUUUGAGGACGAGGAUAUUGAUAAAAUUUAAGCGCUUGGGUUUGGAUUGGAUUGGGUUGGGUUUACGAGUUCGGUGAUCUUGGACUCUCUUACUUGGCUAUAGCUCCUGUUCUAAUUACCCGCUUCCCCUUUACUUCCCUUUAAUUGCCAUAUGAUGCUAAAUGAUCUGUAAUAUUUGAAGCUCUAGUAUGUCUGGGUUUUGCAUGUUAUGGCCAGUGGAUGGUGAACUCCAAUGCAAUAAUAGCCUGUUAUCUUUGUAGUUUGA
Molecule: messenger RNA, 832 nt
Organism: Prosopis cineraria
Lineage: Eukaryota; Viridiplantae; Streptophyta; Magnoliopsida; Fabales; Fabaceae
Product: eukaryotic translation initiation factor 1A
Exons: 1
Coding region: 161-598 (145 amino acids)
Biological process (GO): translational initiation
Cellular component (GO): cytoplasm
Molecular function (GO): RNA binding; translation initiation factor activity
Source: RefSeq, a predicted model, not a curated record